AAAAAAAUGAAGAGGAAGGAAUGAGAAUGAAAGAAAAAGAGUCGAAAGUAAAGGAAAGAAUUGAAAGAAAAUGGCAAAGAAAAAGAAUCGUAGAGAGAAAGAAUAAAGAUAAGGAAAAUGGUAAAAGGAAUAGAAAGGGAAAAAUGAAGAUAAGGAAAAGUAGAAAAAGGAGUCAAAAGAAUGAAUAA
This is a messenger RNA of Dentiscutata heterogama, 188 nucleotides long. The record is from the annotation of a GenBank genome assembly. NCBI's taxonomy places the organism in Eukaryota, Fungi, Glomeromycota, Glomeromycetes, Diversisporales, Gigasporaceae.